AACCUCACCCGCUGAAGUUAAAGCUGAGAGGAGGCAGUCGCUCCAAGCGUGGACAGUCGACAGACCGACGUCAUGCUGCUGCAGCCCAACAGGAGUCCUCUCCUGCUCACCGUCACCUGCAUGUGUUUCUCGGGAGCUUUGCUUUGGUCUUACCAGGAAGAGGAUGCCAGUGAGGGGGAAAAAUGCUCUGAGAAUAACAUUUCAACUACAAAGUAUCCCUGCGUGAAGUCGACCGGAGAAGUUACGACAUGUUACAGGAGGAAAUGCUGCAAGGGCUUCAGGUUUAUAAUGGGCCAGUGCAUUCCUGAAGAUUAUGACGUGUGUGCUGGCGCCCCCUGUGAGCAGCAGUGUACAGACCAUUUUGGGCGUGUAGUGUGUACUUGUUACUUAGGUUACCGUUAUGACCGUGAGCGCCACAGAAACCGGGAGAAGCCCUACUGUCUGGACAUUGAUGAAUGUGCCGACAAAAACAUGAGCGCCUGCUCUCAGAUCUGCAUCAACACCGCAGGAAGCUUUAGGUGUGAGUGUGAGAAAGGCUAUUUCCUAGAAGAUGAUGGGAAGACUUGCACCAAAGGGGAGAGAGCAGUUCAUCUCUUUGAGAAAUGUGAUAAUUUAAUGAAUGCUGGAACUUGCUCUGCCACAUGUGAAGACUUCCUCCAGAUCAAGAUGGCAGUGCUGCAGCUUAAGCAGAAGAUGGCCUUGCUGUCGAAUAGUGCUGAUGUCCCUGUGCAGAUGAUGAAUGAGAAAAUUAUGACAUCAUCUGUAUUUUUACCAGGACCUCCAGGUUCCCCAGGGCCUCCAGGAGACACGGGACCAGUUGGCCCUCCAGGAUUGACAGGGCCCCCUGGUCCACCUGGUCCUAGGGGCUUGAUGGGACCAAUUGGACCAACACCAGACCUGUUCCACAUCAAACGUGGCCCUCGAGGACCUCUGGGCCCCCCAGGAGCACCAGGGAGAGAUGGCCUAAAGGGGGAGAGAGGAGCUCCCGGGCCUGCUGGACCACCAGGACCACCAGGAUCCUUUGAUUUCCUGCUUCUGCUGAUGGCAGAUAUCCGCAAUGACAUAGCUGACUUGCAGAGCAAGGUGUACGGUCGGCCAAUGCACUCUCCGGAAGAGGACAUUCCUUUGGCGCCAGACAGCUGGAGAGACACAGCGGACAGUUUGGAUGCAGGAUCAGGGGAGGAUUACAAGGAACCUCCAUCUCAAACAGGCCGAUGGUCCAAAAGGAACAAGAAGAGAAAACCAGGGCGAGAGAGAACAAACUGAUCACACUGAUAAUGAAGGGAGGCUUUGAAUGCUGUCAGAUAUAAAUAUUGAAGCGGUUUGCUUUUGUAUUUAAUGGUUUUUAAGAACAUAUUUUAUGCAGUUUUAUUACAGAUGUUUAUUUUUUUAUAAGACUUAAAAUGCGGUCUUUGUCUUUUAACAAAUGUAAGUAGACUCUGGCAGUAUUUGUGUAUUUUAAACUCUAUGUUAUGAGAAACUGAACAAACCAAUAUCUAAGGAUUGACAUCUUGAUCCAUAAUGUCAGAAGAUGCAGAAAAUCGCCACAGUUGCUGCACUUGACCUUAUUAAAGUAACUUUAAUGUUUUUCAUCCAUUAAACACAAGAAUAAUAAUUUCGGUUGGCAAAGUAGAAGUUUUUGGAGAAGUAGCAGCACUGUUCAUUUACGUGACUGAUAAUCAACAGUAUUUAUAGCCAGAUUAAGAUUAUUUGUGGUCUGAAUGGUUGUUUGGAAAUUCAUUCAUAUCUUUAUUCCAGUCGCAAAAAAGGUCCAUAGUGAAAAUAAUAGGGUAUAAUAAACAAAACAAGAAAAAGAUACAAAAAUAAACCUGACACAUAUUAUUCACUGAGUCACAAAUAAAUGAUGAUGCCAGUGAUUCCACCUUCUUGAAGAAAAUCUCACUGUACUAAGAGCAGGGUUUACUAAAACUGCAAUUAUAUUAUUGAUGUGUACAUUUCAGUUUUACAUAGAUGUACUACAGUUGUGUGCCUGUUGUGAAACAAUUCCUGUUAAAGACAUCCUCAGUUUACAAAACUCUUUACAGUAUGUUUGAAAACUUGAAUCUGAAUUAGGGAAUUAUGCCACCUUUAUUUUUUCAUCUGAAAAUAAUGUACUUUAAAAAAUAGUGUCCAAUUUUAAUAACUCGAUAACAAUAUAUUACACAUAAAAAGCUAGCACAAGAACAAUAGGAAAUGGCUCAGAUAUGGAGAGAAUAAACAAACUGCAAAACAUUGACUAAUUAAUACAAGGCAGAUUAACUCAUUAAAGUUCAGCUGAUGAGUUUUAAUGGUUUUCUCCAUAAGGGGGAGAAAUCACAGAAGAGCACAUAUAAAGAGUUGAAAGUAACAAAAAAAAUUAUCUUUUUAUAUUUAAUUUAACUUUUCUGAAAAAUAUGAUUGCUAUUUAAUUAAUGUAAUAUGUAUUUUUUCUAGAGAUCAAUAGAGAGCAGUUCAGUCCUCUUAAAUCAAUAGAAAACCUGUUUCUGAGGCAGUACCCAGAAAUGCAGUACUUUUUCACCAUCGAGCAUUUUACAAAUAUAUGUGAUUCAAGGGAAAGCUAUUUUCAACCAUUUCAUAUUUAUACAGCAAAUAUUUGAUUUUGUAAAGAAAGAUGCAGAAGCUUCUAUUUGUUUUGUUUUUUUGUUUUGUUUUGUUUUGUUUUUGUUUUUUCAAAAACUCAAUAUUCCUUUCCUCAAUUUUGUGUUGAAUGAGAAAACAUUCAUGAGAUUUUCUCCUUGUUUCCUGUACAAUAAGAUGGACAGUCUUCCCAGGCCUGCAAUAAGGAAAUGCUCUUCCCUUCUGAGUACACUAGAUGGCAGCCUUCUCACAUUCUUUCACUCGGACUCUGUGACUUCUGUUUUUUAAGUAGAGCAUAGAACAUGGAGCCCAAUGAACUCAUUAAACUUUGCACUGUAAAUCACAGAGAUGCAAUAUGGUAACCAAAAUCCAACUCUGACUAGAGUUUUAUGGGUGAGUUCAUCCGGCGUGAUUAAUGACUGUUUUCUUGUUUAUUUUAGGACUCAAGCCACCAGUUGCCCAUAAACAAAAGACGCAUUCAGAAACUGACUCAUCUCUAUCAGAGUAAUUAUUUUAAGCAACUGAAAUAAUUGCUUAAAAUAAGCAACGAUCAACACAUUUUAAACACUAUAAGCUGGGGGUAAAGUCUAAAAAAGCCCCUGCUAUGCAGUUACACUGACUGACGUUCUUGUUCAUUGUACCAACAGCAAAACACAUAAACAAAUUUAGGACGUUUUAGAUUUUUGUUGAACUUCUGAGUUUUCCAAAUCUAUAUAGACACACUUUCACAUAUUCAUGUCCAGCAGAUCAAGACAAACUAGACAAUAUAUGCCCAUAAAAUCCCUGCUGGAAGUAAUUAAUCACCAACAAACAGAGAGGAGCCUUAAAUGAAUUUAACUAUUUGCUGAAGAGGCCCCUUGGUUCCACUUACAUCUCCCUGCUCAUCCCCUUCAUUAUUUAGAACUACCCACAAAAAGAUGCAGCACCGAACAAGUACACACAUACACGCACACACACGCCUGUGAAAAAAUGUUUCAUAGCAAAUUAAUGAGGAAGUUACUGUGCUGCCAUAGAGCCCCUAAUGAGGUAAUUUUAUUAGAAGCGGCUGCCCAGAACAGUAGGAAAAGGAUGGGGGAAACAAACAGGGUAGAGAAAAUUAGUGUUACCCAAUUCAUUAAUUAAUGCACCAGUGUGGGCAGCAAAUUAACUGCCCCAAAUAAUCUUCUAUUGAGCGAAGAUUAUGAUGGCGGGGAAAAGAAAAUACAUUGUUGCCCUUCAACGUAAUUACAAGACAGUGCAAAUUCAAUUCUAAUGAGGUGAAAGGCACCCCCUUAACAUACAUCCCCUAGUCCCCUUCUCUGAAAAGGCCCACUCUUGUUGAGGCCUAAGUUUAAGGAAGUAUUGAGAGCGAACGAGACAAUGCUGAGAGAUCGGCCCGGGCCUGAGUGCUUUACAUGCUGCAAACAGGUAGAGGGGACUGAAUGGCUCUCUUUCUGGGACUCCUGGGGGGCCUGUCUUCCCAGCAUAACAACACUUGGCCCCGAGAAAAGGGUCCGCUGAGGAGCCCCGGAGAGUGAAUGGACCUGCGCCGCAAUGGGUCACCCUGAAUGGCCACAAGUUCUUUACUGAUUAAAAACUAUGUUGCGCUGGCCCCAGGGCCACGCACAUUUGCGCAGACACACACAGAAGCACACACUCUGCCUCUCAUUGAGUUAUCUUUACUCAUGCUUUGUCUCCUCUAAUUGGAGCUGAUGAGUGACUAAUUGGUAGCUUUUUUACAACACCCAGCACUUAAGCGAUGGCAAGCCGAGGGAGGCAGCAUGAGCGGAGUUAAUGAGAGGCUUUGCACAAAUAAGAGCUUUAAAAUGGGCCGGUCUCUCAGAAUGGACGUAAAGGAAAGUUGAGGAUAGCUUUUGUGUCCCCCACAUCUUUCACUUUAUGUGCAGGUAUCUAAAAAGGAGAAGGAGCGGUGGAGGGCACCCAGUGGUUGCUGAAACGCUGAGCACUUGUGCGAAUAAAGGGAUCUGUUCUGUAUUGUUUGGAGCCCAUCGUUUAGUGUGUCUGCUAAUAAUGAGAAAGAACUGCUCCUCAAAUGAAUGUGGCAAAGUCCUCAGGGUACAAUGAGUGC
Messenger RNA from Gambusia affinis (western mosquitofish), 4645 nucleotides. RefSeq names its product collagen and calcium binding EGF domains 1 (gene ccbe1). Lineage: Eukaryota; Metazoa; Chordata; Actinopteri; Cyprinodontiformes; Poeciliidae. The record is from RefSeq and is a predicted model, not a curated record. The coding region runs from base 73 to 1266 and encodes 397 amino acids. The transcript is spliced from 11 exons. Gene Ontology annotation, molecular function: calcium ion binding.